This is a messenger RNA of Trametes versicolor FP-101664 SS1, 1241 nucleotides long. RefSeq names its product mitochondrial carrier. Lineage: Eukaryota; Fungi; Basidiomycota; Agaricomycetes; Polyporales; Polyporaceae. Gene Ontology annotation, cellular component: mitochondrial inner membrane. The record is from RefSeq and is a predicted model, not a curated record. Gene Ontology annotation, molecular function: phosphate transmembrane transporter activity. Bases 124 to 1089 code for a protein of 321 amino acids. The transcript has 9 exons. Gene Ontology annotation, biological process: mitochondrial phosphate ion transmembrane transport.
CGCUAUUCAGCUCGCCAUGCGCGCCCAGUGCUCUUCUUAAUACACCCAUCAUCUACUUCGCAGUUACGCCAGAACUCCCCGACCUGCAAAUCUAGACGUUGUGAACCUCAGAGAAGAAACAUCAUGUCUAGCAAAGAGGCAGACAGUCCGAAAGCGCGGACGCCCUUCGUGGUCCCCCAAUUUACCGCGAAGGACUACACGUCCUUCUUUCUCGCAGGCGCACUAUGUUGCACGGUUACUCAUGGUGGAAUGACACCUAUCGAUGUCGUGAAGACGCGCAUCCAGGUCGACCCGUCGAUGGCGCGGCUGUCCUUGCUCUCCGGCGGGCGGAGAAUCAUCGCGCAGGAAGGCCCCGCGGCGCUCCUUACUGGAUUUGGCCCUACUGCGGUAGGCUACCUCGUACAGGGAGGGGCAAAAUUCGCUGGGUAUGAGUUCUGGAAGAAACAGUUUGUCCAGAUCGCAGGUGACCAGGACACCGCUGUCAAGUACCGCACCGCCAUCUACCUCGGCGCGUCCAGUGUGGCAGAAUUCUUCGCUGACAUCCUUCUUACGCCCCUGGAGGCGACACGUAUUCGGCUCGUAUCCCAGAGGCACUACGCAACAGGGCUCAUGACGGGAUUCGCGCGCCUCGCGCGUGAAGAAGGCGUCUCAGGGCUGUAUGCUGGAUUCCUGCCUAUCCUUUGCAAACAGAUCCCCUACGCCAUCGGGCAGUUCACGGUGAACGAGUUCUGCCACGAGCUGGCGUUCCGCAACAUGUCGGAGGAGACGAAGCGCACGCUGAGCGGGCCUGCGGCGUUCGGGAUCUCGCUCGGGAGCGGGAUUAUCGCGGGUUUCGCGGCUGCCAUCCUCAGCCAGCCCGCGGACACGCUUCUCUCGCAGAUUAACAAGGGCCAUGGCCCAGAGGGGUCGAUGCCGCACCGUCUGAAGGUGCUCGCGCAGCAAGCUGGGUUCCGCGGCCUCUUCGCUGGCCUGGGCCCGAGGAUGAUCAUGACCGCCGGACUCGUGUCCGGGCAGUUCCUCCUGUACGACGUCGUCAAGCACGCGUUGAGCGCACCGCCUGGCUUGGAGAUCCAUAAGGAGGCCCAGUAGGCGGCUGAGGCGUAUAACGGAGCGCGGACUCCCAAGAGCGCUUGUUUCAGGACCGUGACUUUGGCAGGUGGAACGAUGUACGCGUAGCGCGGUGGGUCCACGACUCCACGGACUGUUGCUUUGGAUAUAGAUUCCGGCACCUUGAAAAUCAA